Habropoda laboriosa is the source of this 2209-nucleotide messenger RNA. Its product is annotated as scavenger receptor class B member 1-like. The record is from RefSeq and is a predicted model, not a curated record. Gene Ontology annotation, molecular function: scavenger receptor activity. NCBI's taxonomy places the organism in Eukaryota, Metazoa, Arthropoda, Insecta, Hymenoptera, Apidae. Gene Ontology annotation, cellular component: membrane; cytoplasm. Bases 347 to 1963 code for a protein of 538 amino acids. The transcript is spliced from 11 exons.
CAAACGACAGAAAAGUGUUUCACCGGAACGGAGUCACGAAUUUUCACGUUAAUCGAACCGCAGAGCGGGCAUUAAUUUUAUCAUAAAUUCGUGCAAUAAACUCAGAGAAUUGUUUUGAUUGUCGAAAGAAAUUUGUGACAUUCGUUUUAUUUCAGAAAGAAAAAUUUCACCGUGAUAAAAAAAACAAUGAAAGUGUGAACAGUGGUGUUUCCGGCUUAGUGCCAUCGAACUUUCCUCCCUUGAAUUGCUGGAAUUUUUACUUGUGUGGACAUCCUUUUUCGGACCUUACCGAUCAAGGAGACGGAAAAAGGAAAGCAACAAGACACGUGCAAACCAGGUCGCAACCAUGAAAUUCACAGUCCCCCUGCAACCGUACAAAAAAUGUAUGAUAUUAGUUCUUCUGGGCAUUGCAUGCUUCAUCACGGCGUACGUACUACACGUACUAAAUCCAGUGAAACUGAUAAUAGAACACAAAAUGCAAAUGGCACCGAACUCGUUGCUCUUCGAACUGUGGAAGAAGCCUCCCAUUAACGUUUACCUCAAAGUGUACAUAUUCAACAUUACCAACGCAGAUGAGUUCCUCGAAGGCGGGGAAAAGUUGAAAGUAGAAGAGGUCGGCCCCUACGUUUAUCAAGAAUUUUUAGAAAAUCAAAACGUCACUUGGUACGACAACGACACGAUCUCGUAUAUCCCAAAACGAACGAUAGUGUUCGUACCAGAAAUGUCGAGGGGUGAUCCGAAAGUGGAUCUACUUAACGUUCCAAAUAUACCGAUGCUGGGAAUUUCGUCGACGUUGCACGAUGCUGGAUUUUUCAUGAAUUUCGCAUGGACCAGGCUGGUGAAUAUGCUGGACAGCAAGCCAAUAUUGAACAUAAGCGUUUACGAAUAUUUGUGGGGCUACGAGGACAAUUUGGUGCAUCUUGCGAGCGGAAUCGUGCCAAGUUUCAUCAACUUCCGCAAAUUCGGUUUGCUCGACAGGAUGUACGACGAAGGAGAAAAUAUCGUUCACCUAAACGUCGGGAAAAAUAAAAAUAUGACGGACGAGGAAGGACGUUAUUUAAGUAUCGAAUCGUACAACGGCAGUCCAGGAAUGUCGCAAUGGGGAUAUCGUGAGGUAGAAGGAAAUGAGACUUAUCCAGAGAAUACCAUCUGUAAUAGAGUAAAAGGUGCCACCGAGGGAGAAUUACUGCCGGCGAAUCUAGACAAACAUGCUGUAUUCAGAGUAUUUCGGAAAGCAUUCUGCAGAGCGAUACCAAUUGUUUAUAAAGAGGAAGUGAUCACGAACAACGGUCUGUUGGGUUAUCUUUAUAGAAUGCCCGACGAUUUUUUAUAUACACCCGAUGAGAAUCCCGAUAAUGCGUGCUUCUGCAAGAAGAAGAAGAAGUGCUUAAAAAAGGGACUCUCUGACAUGACACCAUGUUAUUACCAAAUUCCAGCAGCGAUGUCUCUGCCACAUUUGCUCGAUUCCGAUCCCAGUUUAUUCGAAAAAAUCGAGGGUCUUAACCCGGAUCCUAAAAAGCACCUCUCGAGGAUCAUUCUGGAACCGACAUUCGGCAUACCAAUGAACGUUAAUUCGAGAAUACAGAUCAAUCUUGUUAUGCAUCAUACAACCCACAAUCCCAGGAUCACGAUUUUCAACGAUAUGACAUUACCAGUAUUCUGGACAGACCUGGUAAUCAAAGAUUUACCAAGUGACAUGAAACUACUCUUGAACCUGGCGCUUCACAUAGGUCCAAUAGCACAGAUGGUUGUAAUUGGGUUGUGCGCCAUCGGGGGAGUGACGAUGCUUGUAUUAGCAGUACUAUCCAUGUUGUGGACAGUGAAUCAGCAACAGGAGAUAGUCACGCUGGACAGGAGGGAAAGCUGCGAUUUAAGAAUACCAUUAAAUUAUGGCCAAUACACAACGAUACGUAUUUUACCGGCGAUCAAGAAAAUCACGUCGAAAACAGACUUGUUUGGUUAACUAAUUUUCACGGAAGUACUCACGAAGCUUAGCGUGAACAAAACAUUAGAAAAGAUGAAGGGGAAAGAAAUAAAAAUCUGUUUUUCUCGCUAAAGGAUAAUUAUUUGUCUCUUUUUUUUGUCGUGAGAAGAAAAGAUAUCGACGCAUCCGACUGACUUGGAAUACGGAGGAAGGUAUUCUACGUUACAGAACACAUUCAGGGUUUCGCGCUAAAAAUAUUCCCGUUAUAGAUCGAUAUUAUUCUAC